AUGGCUCCUCCAAAGAACGCAAAGAAAACAGUCAAGUUAGAUUUGAAUUCCUUCUUAAAUGAUGAUACUUUCGGUUCCUCUUGGGCUGAAGAAGAUGUCGAUUUAAACAAGAUUUCCAUCCCAAUUGAAAAUGUUCCAGCUAACACUGUCCCACUAGAAGAAAUUGCCAGAAAGCAAAAUACCGGUACCAUGGGUGGUAUGGGUAUGGGUAUGGGUAUGGGAAUGGGUGGUGGUAGAGGUGGAUCCAGAUUGGAUCCUGCCCUUGCUGGCCCUGGGUCUUCAAGAAGAGAUUUCUCUCAACGUGAAGAAUACCCUGUCCCAGAACAUCCUCCAUUUAGAGCUAUCAUUAAUAAUAUUCCAUGGGAUAUUUCUCCAGAAGGUGUUAAAGCUUGGGUUGAAGAUGGGUUAAACAAACCAGAAGCUGUGGAAGAAAUCGAUUUGCCAAAAAGUAUUAAGGAUCCAACUCGUUUAAAGGGGUUAGCUUUCAUCACUUUGAAAGAACGUAAUGAUUUAGUUAAGGCUUUGACUUUCAAUGGUACUAAAUUAAAUGAACGUACCGUUUAUGUCUCCGUCGCAGCUCCAAGAAGAGAUGGCUAUAGAUCAGGUGGUGCUGAUUUCGACUGGGGUUCUGCAAGAGGUUCUGCUUUCCAAGCUUCCAAUGGUCCUGGACAAGAUGCCGAUUUGAACUGGGAUUCCGCAAGAGGUUCUAACUACAGAGCACCAAGAGAAGAACCAAACUUAGAUUGGGAUUCUGCAAGAGGUUCUAAUUUUAGACAACAAAGAUCUUCAAGAGAACCAAGAGAACCAAGAGAAGAAGUUAACUUAGAUUGGGACUCUGCUAGAGGUUCAAACUUCAGACAACAACAACCAAGAGAACCAAGAGAAGAAGUUAAUUUAGACUGGGAUUCUGCUAGAGGUUCCAACUUUAGACAACAACAACCAAGAGAACCAAGAGAACCAAGAGAAGAAGUUAAUUUAGAUUGGGACUCCGCUAGAGGUUCCAACUUUAGACAACAACAAAGGCCUCCAAGAGGACCAAGAGAAACAAGGGAAGAAGUUAAUCUAGAUUGGGACUCUGCUAGAGGUUCAAACUUCAGAGCGCAAAGACCUCCAAGAGAACCAAGAGAACCAAGAGAGCCACGUAAACAAGAGCCAGAACUAAAUUGGGGUGACGCAAGAGGGGCCAACUUUGGUAAGAAACCAACUACAACAACUACAUCCACUAAGGAAAAAGCCUCUAAAUCGAGUAUUAAAGCCAACAAGCCGGUCGAAGAACCCGUGAAGAUCCAAAAAUCUGCCUUCGACGUUCUUCGUACAGAUGAUGACGAUGAAGACGACGAAGAAGAAGAAGAAGCAGCAGAAAAUAGCACUGAACCAAAAGUUGAAAACAAAGAAGUUGAUACUUUAGCAACCGAAACAGCUAAACUUGCUGUGGAUGAUGAUAACGAAUGGGAAGUUGUUGGUAAGAAAUAA
This is a messenger RNA of Naumovozyma dairenensis CBS 421, 1473 nucleotides long. It is a transcript of the gene TIF3, whose product is annotated as Tif3p. Gene Ontology annotation, molecular function: RNA binding. Lineage: Eukaryota; Fungi; Ascomycota; Saccharomycetes; Saccharomycetales; Saccharomycetaceae. The record is from RefSeq and is a predicted model, not a curated record. The transcript has a single exon. The coding region runs from base 1 to 1473 and encodes 490 amino acids.